AGUGUGGCCAGUUGUAUUUUGAAAAUGCUGCUGUCUCUGGUCGUGCACACUUACUCGUUGCGGUACUGGCUUCCAGCAGCGGUGAUGCUGGGCACCGCUCCUGCUUAUUUACUGUCCUGGAGCGUCUGGCGUCUGCUGUCCACUGUGCUGCCGUCCAGACUUUAUCACUCUGUGGAUGACCGUGUGUAUUCAGUGUAUCAGAGUAUGGUCCUGUUCUUCUUUGAGAACUACACGGGAGUGGAGAUUGUCAUUUAUGGGAACAUACCAAAGAAGAAGGAGAAUGUGGUUUACGUUUCAAACCAUCAAUCAACAGCUGAUUGGAUUAUUGCUGACAUGUUAGCCAUCCGACAAAAUGCACUUGGACACGUAAGAUACGUCCUGAAAGAUGGUCUGAAGUGGCUUCCUUUGUAUGGAUGGUAUUUCUCACAGCAUGGAGGUGUGUAUGUGAAGAGAAGUGCCAACUUUGAUGAGAAAGCCAUGAAAAAGAAAUUAUCAUCUCAGACCAUACUGGGUACACCUAUGUAUCUUGUCAUCUUUCCAGAGGGAACCCGCUACAACCCUGAGCUCCAGAAAAUUAUCAAUGACAGUCAGGCUUUUGCUGCUAAAGAAGAACUUGCUGUGCUGCAGCACGUUUUAACACCAAGAAUGAAAGCAUCACAUGUUGCCAUUGAGACUAUGAAGGAACACCUGGAUGCUGUCUAUGACAUAACUGUUGCAUAUGAGGGAACACUCACAGCAGACGGCCAGAGACAUCCAGCUCCUACAAUGCCAGAGUUCCUGUGCCAGGAAUGCCCCAGGGUACACAUCCACUUCAACCGCUUGGACAUGAGGGAAAUUCCUGCAGAGUCAGAGUUCUUCCGCAGAUGGCUGCAUGAAAGAUUUGAAAUCAAGGACAAGCUUCUGACUGCUUUCUAUGAUUCUGAAGACCCUGAGAAAAAGUGCAGGUUCCCUGGAGAAAGCCAAAAGUCACAUCUUAGUCUUACAAAGACAUUGCCUUCUCUGCUGAUUUUGGGUGGCCUCACUUUGCCAAUGCUGUUAACAGAGUCAGGUAGAAAACUCUAUCUCAAUACCUGGCUCUAUGGGACUCUGAUUGGAUGGGUGUGGGUAAGUGUAAGUCCAUAAACUAGCCAUACUGAG
Messenger RNA from Sinocyclocheilus anshuiensis, 1137 nucleotides. Its product is annotated as 1-acyl-sn-glycerol-3-phosphate acyltransferase epsilon-like. Lineage: Eukaryota; Metazoa; Chordata; Actinopteri; Cypriniformes; Cyprinidae. The transcript has 9 exons. The record is from RefSeq and is a predicted model, not a curated record. Gene Ontology annotation, biological process: phosphatidylinositol acyl-chain remodeling. Gene Ontology annotation, molecular function: acyltransferase activity. The coding region runs from base 25 to 1122 and encodes 365 amino acids. Gene Ontology annotation, cellular component: endoplasmic reticulum; mitochondrion; endomembrane system.